CAUUAGUUUGAUAAUGUUGUGUUUUGUGAUUCUGGCCUUUGUUUGUGUUUAAGUGUAUUUAAAUUACCAUGUACUUCAUAAUAAAGACCAUGGCAUAAAGUUUAAAAGCUUUACCACUUUUAGCCUAAAAGUUAAUAAUUUUUAAGUGAAUAAUGUUUAGUGAAUAGCUGAAAACAAUCCGUAAUAAUUAUGUAAAUACCUAGUAAUUUUUUACGUUUGAUAAAAGAUAUUUUUUAUAUAGUCUUCUAAGUUAGGCUGCGAUUAUUUUUAUUAAUGUAUAUUUUAUAUUAUUGAAAAGAAGGUUUUAUACCCUUCUAUUUUAUAGAAAGGUAAAGUAGGCUUCUAAUAUUGCGGGUUCCUGUUAAGAUUUAGAAUGUCUGAGCAAUCGAUACCCCAAUUAUUUGUUGAAGGACAGUUUCUACCUAACAAAUGGCUGCAUACUAAAAUAGAAACUGAGUAUAACAUUAAUGGGAAAGUGUUUACUAUACAAAAUGAUGAUAAUGAUGACUAUUAUAAAUUUGAAGUUGUUUCUGAUACAGACAGUUUGGGUGAGAGUAGCAGUGGAUUACUUGACAAAGACGAGUGCAAAUUCCUUCCCGUGUCCAUAAAAACAACACUUUAUGGUAUUAUUGUUAACGAUGAAAUAAUUGUUCCAAUUAAUAAUUGGCAUACAAUAAUAAAGUUGGAAGAUCACAUUUGGUGCUGUGUCUGUUUGGACAUUGAUGCAGAUGCGAUUACUCACAUCAAAAGCGAUAUGCAUAUAAAAAGUAUGAAACAGUAUCAGCCUCUGGACAGAUUUGAUUUGAACCUUGUAAGAUUGAUUGAUCAAUACUACCACUGUGCUGUAUGCAACGAAUCAUUCCAUAAAUCUGAAGAAUAUCAUUUUGACAGUGAAUCUCAUGAAAACAAGAUAUUAUAUGCAAUCAACCAUUGUUCAGAUGUUCAAGAUAUGCGGAAUAUUGACAAACUCACUUACCCAUUUGACCCCUUGUUCGCUCAUUUGUAUGAUUCCUCACAACCUCAAUCAUUUGAAUCCUCAAUCCCUCAUUCAGUUGAACCGUCGCACUAUCAUUCAAUCAAACACUCACCGAAUGACUCACCUAGUGUAUCAUCUUCAAGUUCACGCGCAGAUUAUGUGGAGAGCGUCAGUAUUACAAGUGAGAGUGGGAUUGAUUUCAAUGAAAAUGAUGGAUUUUAUGAUAUUAACUGGGAGAACAAGCCAGUUGAACGUUCAUAUGCAUCUGUUGCUGCGGCUGUGCCAAAGCUAUUUUUUAUAAACUGGUUUGGUAAAAAAUGUAAGAUUGAAAAAGAUGCUUGGAACAUGAUAAUAAAGAUAAAGAACCAUAUCAUCUAUUGUAUGGCAUGUAAAAUAAUCGCUGAUGUCCACCAAAAACGUGACCAUUGCUUAGAGAAGACACAUAUAAAAAAUCUCAAAUUGUGUACACCAGUUGAGAAAUACAAGAAUUACGUUAUAAGAAAGGUAGACGAGAAAUUCCACCACUGUGCCAAUUGCAAUAAUCUUCAAGUAGAGGAUAUGGUCGCUGAACAUAUUGAAAAGGCACACAAGCAAAAACCGAAAACGAUGAAAAAGCCAAGAAAAUCGAGAAGUGAAAUUGAAAAUAAAAAUGAAAGUAAAAUAAACAGUAACAGUUUGCAAAAUAACGGCAAUAAGCGUAAAGUUACUGAAGGAAAGGUUCAAGAAAUUACCGUCACAAAAAGUAAGGGUCAAGAAAUAAAUGACACCCAAAAUCAAGCAAUAAACGAGAUCAAAAUUAAAGUCCAAGAAAUAAACGAGAUCGAAAUUCAAGGCCAAGCAAUAAACGAGAUCGAAAUUAAAGGCCAAUCAAUAAACGACGUCGAAGUUAAACGCCAAGCAAUAAACGAGAUCGAAAUUCAAGGCCAAGCAAUAAACGAGAUCGAAAUUAAAGGCCAAGCAAUAAGCGAGAUCGAAAUUCAAGGUCAAAAAGUCAAUGUUAUCAAUUGUCAAGAAAAAAAUAAUGAUAUAACCAACAGUGAAAUAACGAUACAGCAAUUCGGUUGUAGGAUAAAAAUAUUAUUAUUAUCGUAUAAUUUAGUGUUUAUUACCCUAAAUAAUGAAGCUUACUGCAAUCUAUGUAAUAAAACAAUGAGUAUACUGAAUAUUUCUCAGCAUCUAAAGGACAAUUUACAUUUAUUUUUGAUGCAGCGAUUGUUCAUACCAAGUAUGGGCGUUAAUUUAAUAAGAACGAUCAAUGCCAUUGUUGGGAAUGGAAUCGUAAGGUUAAAUGCCGGGUUACAUUGCGCUUUAUGUCAUUCUGUUAUGAACAACAACAGUAUGGAACUGAUCAGGCACAUAACGACAUCACUUCAUAUUUUUAACUUAAAUAAAGCCCUUCGUGAUGGUCAAACAACCCAGAAUGACAAUACAGAAGAAAAGAAAGACCAGAGGCCAAUAGAAAAAGAAAAUGAUGAAGAAAAUAAACGUGAAGAUACACUAACAGGUGUUAAUAACUUAAAUAAAGCUCUUUGUAAGGGUCAAAGAAUACAGGAUGACAAUACAGAAGAAAAUAAAGACCAGAGGCCAAUAGAAAAAGACAAUGAUGAAGAAAAUAUUAAAGGUGAAGGAAAUGAACGUGAACAUACACCAACAGGUGUUGCCAACUUAAAUAAAUCUCUUUGUAAGGGUCAAAAAACCCAGGAUGACAAUAAAAAAGAAAAUAAAUACCAGAAGCCAAUAGAAAAACAAAAUGAUGAACAAAAUAUUAAAGAUACACCAAUAGAUGCCCAAAAGCCAGAUAAAGAUAAUUUGGUCAAUAUUGAAAAAGCCUCUGAAGCAAAUAUUAAACAUACGGAAAAAGUAAUUCGCAAAUCAAAAGUUAUUUCAGUUUUAAAAGAAAAUAAAAUAGAACAAGAUCCAGUGAUCGACAUAUAUACCGAAUUAGUUAAUCAUUUAAAAGAUCAAGGUUUAUGGAAUGAUAUAGGUGACCUGCGUGUAAAUGAAAUUUUCUUCGAAAUAAUAGUGGCUAAGUUGAAGAAUAAAAAUUUAAAAAUUAGCUUUGCAUCUUACAACACAUUUGUAUCUGUGGGCAACGGAGCUUGGUAUUGUGUUGUGUGCUCUGUGGAAUUUUUUAAAAUGGGCGUGCACUUUACUAUUGAUGGCCAUUUGAAGAAUUUAAGAAAACACACUUUUAUAGACAAACACGAUGUUAAUUUAAUUCGUCGGAAUAGGCAAUAUUAUCACUGCGGAAUAUGUAACGUAAUAACCACAAAAGAGGAGUUACAAACGCACUUAACAUGGAAUGAACACAGUAACAAUUUGUCUGAUAGUAUGAAAAAUCGGCACAGAAAUUUAAAAGAUUUAAAAACAAUCGAACUCAGUUUGGGAAAGGAAAAACAAUUCGACGACAUUUUGUUACAUACACAAAUUGUUGCAAACUAUAAAUUUGAAGCUGUCAACACUACGAGUGUUGCCAAGAAGAAUAAAAUUAUCACGCACGCUGGCAAAUCUUUUAAAUUAACGUGGGACGCGUGGCAGGGUGUUACGAAGAAUAAAAAUGGCUACAAGUGUAUAUUUUGCAGGGUAGAUAUGAAAAACUACGAUUUAUCAGGUCACGUGAAUUCAGAGAGGCAUACAAUAUUCUUGAAAUCAUUUGAAAAGAAAUACUUGCCCGCUUUGAUAAGGAAGAUCAACGACUCGACUGUAAACUGCCUCACUUGUGAUAGUGAAGUAUCGAGCAAAGAACAUAUAUUAUUAGAUCACAUAAAAGGUAAAAAACAUUUAAGAAACCAUAAAUACAUCCUUAAUGCGUCAGAUGAAAAUUGCCAUGAUGAUGUACUUAAUCUGUAAUGUCAAUUGUCUAUGAUAUUUGUCAACUGAUAAUGACAUUUCUCUAAACAUUUGUUUUAUCUAUAAAUAUGUUUUAAAGACUGAUUCAAAUUUUUUCUAUAUUUAUAUCUUUAGUUACGAGUCGUUUGGGAAAAAACUUUAAACGUCUCCGACUCGUAGCAAUUACGCUGUUUAGAGUAUUGCUUGUUAGACUAUUUUCUUUUUUUUUAAUUUGAAAUCUUUUAUGUAAUUAUUCGCGGGCAGGCUCAACUAUUCGACUUUCGACUUCGCCUAAUAUAUUCUACUUUCAAAUUAUAUUUUGGGGAAAUAAAUGUUAAUUGUCUGUGAAAUACUGACGCAUAGACAAGAUGUUUGAAGGUUAAUUUUAUAGUAUAGAUUAAUUGUGAAAAUGCUUUGAGUUCCGUUUAAAUAUGAUUCUUAAUAUCGCGUAUAAAACGUGAUAUGCCAAUGCCUAAAAACACACUUUUCCCGCGUAAAACGCGUUGUUGGUUUAGAUUGAAAUCUGCAUUUUAAUAUUAUUUUCUGUGUGAGGCUGCAUUGCACAUUCCGACUAUUUUAUAAGACAGAGUCAUAGAUUAAAUUAAGUCUAUUAGUACAUUAUGAAUAAACGGUGCAAAUUAUUAGUUAACUCUUAAAUAUUAAGCUUGCAUAUAUAGUGGAUAUAAGUAUAAGUGGAUAAAUCUUUAAUAAAUAGUUUAUGUAGCUGGUAACUUUAAUGAACGAUUCUGUGUGGGAGUGACUGACUGUGAUUCUCAUUCUUUUUUUAGUGAUUUUCUCUCGUUUUGAUGACUUUUCUUUUUUACCUUUUCUAUUAUGCAAUACGUAAAACGUUUAUACAUUAACUUUAUAUAUUUUAUUUACUUUUUAAUCUUUUACAAAAGUGACCAAAGUAAUUUGUCGUGGCUUGUUUUAAUCCAAUUAAAACAAAUUAAAGCUGCAAAUAAGUGAUUUGUAAUUCGGUAAAAUUUAAAUUUUUGAAUUCCCCUUCAUAUUGUAUAGCGAAUUUAUUAGUAAUUAUUGUAUAAGUAAAGUUAUUUAUUAGGAAAUACAGAUUUAGGGUAAAUUAUGUCGAGACUUAGCGCGAACUAUGACAUAUGUCAAAACGCAGUAAUUGACGUAUGUGUCAUUAGCCCGCUUACUCCUUUGUCAUAAACGUCAUAAUUCCCGCUAAGACAUUUCGUCUUGUAUAAUGUACAAUAAUAAUAUACAUACAUGCAACAACAUUUAAGUGUUACAGUAUUAUUUGAAGCCAUAUUGUAAAAUUAUAACUAAUUAAAAUAAAGUUGUUGUGAUA
Molecule: messenger RNA, 5120 nt
Organism: Pieris napi
Lineage: Eukaryota; Metazoa; Arthropoda; Insecta; Lepidoptera; Pieridae
Exons: 9
Coding region: 374-3826 (1150 amino acids)
Source: RefSeq, a predicted model, not a curated record